GCAAGUGGCACUAUUAUUGGGCCCACGUGUUUGUGCCUCAUCACCCUACUGCUAUCCUGAGCCGCUGUUCGCUUUUCCUUCACUCAUCAUGUUGUCUCUGGGCACGGCGAGUAGCGUGAUUGCGAGAGGCUUGUGGGUGUGAGUCACGAUUGUUUCUGGCUCGUUUGCUGUACUGUUGGUCGUUGUUUUUCGCCCUCCUUGUUUACUGCACAGCAAAAUGGCAAAUGCGGCAGAAACUUCUGGGCGAGCUUCUCUUUUAUAUUGUGUGGAAAGAAAAGAGGUUGUCAGCUCUUCCAACCCAGUGUAUUUCUGCUGAAAUCCUCCUCUCUUUCCUUCCGAGUCUCAUCCAUCUGUGCAUGUCGACUAGAAGAAGCAGGUGCCAUGCUGAAAGUGACCGGAUUUCAGACCCAUUAUUGGCCAUUGGUUCGGUUCCUCGUCCCCCUGGCAAUCACUAAUAUAGCAGUAGAUCUCGGGGAACAGGCACUAAACAGGGGUAUAGCAGCUGUUAAAGAGGAUGCCAUUGAGAUGCUUGCUAGCUAUGGGCUGGCCUACUCCCUCAUGAAGUUCUUCACUGGACCAAUGAGUGACUUUAAGAAUGUGGGACUAGUAUUUGUUCACAGUCGGCGCGAUAGAAUCAAGGCUGUCCUGUGCAUGGUCACAGCUGGUACUGUGGCUGCCAUAUUUCACAUUCUAAUAGCAUAUACGGAUCUGGGAUAUUACAUUAUUAACAAAUUACAUCAUGUGGAUGAUUCUGUGGGAAGUAAAACAAGAAAGGCUUUUCUAUACCUGGCUGCCUUCCCGAUGCUGGAUUCCUUGGCAUGGACCCAUGCUGGCAUUCUGCUGAAACAUAAAUACAGUUUAUUGGUGGGCUGUGCCUCAGUUUCAGAUGUCAUUGCUCAGAUUGUAUUUGUAUCCAUUUUGCUGCACAGUCAUCUAGAAUGCACAGAGCCGCUCCUGAUUCCAAUUCUGGCCUUGUAUAUGGGAGUGGCCAUCCGCUUUACCAUGGUGGGGCUUGGAUAUUAUAAAAAUGUGCAUGACAUCAUUCCUGAGAGAAGUGGACCUGAAAUGGGGGGCGAAGCCACUAUAAAAAAGAUGCUGGCCUUUUGGUGGCCUCUGGCUUUGAUUCUAGCAACUCAGCGAAUAAGCAGACCCAUUGUCAACUUGUUUGUUUCUCGUGACCUGGGAGGUAGUCCAACAGCCACAGAGGCUGUUGCUGUUCUAACAGCCACAUAUCCAGUGGGCCACAUGCCUUAUGGUUGGCUGACUGAGCUCCGUGCUGUUUACCCUGCUUUUGACAAGAACAAUUCAAGCAAUAAACUUGGGCACGUGAUCAAUAAGUCACAUAUCAAGAGAUUUACAUUCACCUGUUUGGCUAUCUCUGUCACAUUGUGCUUUAUUGUGUUCUGGACUCCGCAUCUAUCAGAGAAAAUCCUGGUUAAUCUGAUAGGAGUGAAUUUAGCUUUUGCUGAGCUCUGCGUGAUACCUCUGAGGAUUUUCUCCUUCUUCCCUUUCCCAGUUACAAUUCGAGCACACCUGACUGGUUGGCUGAUGACCUUAAAGAAGACUUUUGUGCUGGCACCCAGUUCAGUGCUGAGGAUAGUGCUUCUCAUUACAAGUCUGAUCAUUCUUCCUUAUAUGGGGAUACAUGGAGCUGCUUUAGGUGUUGGUUCGCUUCUUGCUGGUUUUCUGGGAGAGUCGGCAAUGGUAGCAAUAGCAUCUUGUUAUGUAUAUCGAAAAGAGAAAAAUAGAAGAUCCCUGGAUGAAGCAGCAGCUGAGGGAGAGGACUCUGCAAUGAAUUCUGCAGUAAACCCUGAGGAGACGUCUGAGGUAGUGGAGUUAGAUGAAGAUGAAUGAGCAACAUUUAUACACUGCAGAAAUCAGUAUGGUUCAGCAUCACAAUAUUAAACUACCUUUCUCUUCUGCUAUAUUCUUCCUGUUAUUUUUCCGGAAAAAGUUUCUGUCCUCACCAAAAACAGCUUCUGUCGAUGAGCUAAUCCUUAUCAUAGAACAGUCUCAGACAUGAAGGGACCUUCUUGCAUGCAAUUCCAUUUCAGCUAAUAUGUGAAUGGAAGCAGCUUCAAAAGGUAACACCCAGCAAGUCUUCCAUAGUUAAGUUGGCUGACGUCCUUCUAUCCAUGGUAUAAGCAACAUAUCUAAAACCAAAGCACCUUUCUUCUUUUGACUAUACUGGUUUUCCGUCAAUAUUCUUUUAUAGACUAUUAUUGUAUAUUGGGAUUUUUACAUUAUUUAACUGCUUUAAUAGUAUUAGUGUUUUUUUUAAUGUACACUUGCAGUUAUGUUUCCAGUGACCUGUGUGGUGUAUUGCCAUAAUGUUGCUGCUUGAGAGGUGGAGCUCUGAAGAUGCCAUGACCAUAAAGGACACAAUUUUGUAAAAAAAAGGAAAAACCGUAGAACAUAUCAAAAUAUUUUUUUACAUACCAGAAGAGUUUGAUAUCAGUAUAUUGAGAAGACUGUUGUGCAUGUGAUGGUGACUUGUAAGUAAAGCAGUAAACAUAGGAAAAUUAACACUGAAAAACAUAGAUAUGAUUUGAAUUUUAUAAGCUUGUCAUAUUCAAUAGCACAAGUGUACAUUACUUUAAUGAAGUGAAAUUUUAAGGUGGUGUGAAAUUUGACAGCUAUAUAAUUGGUUCAUAAGUGGUUAACAAAGUGUUUCUGAACACAAGUGUUACACCAUCUUGAUACAUGUACUGAUUCAGAGCAUUGUAUAUUGUAAAGCAGUGGAUACAAUGUAGUUCAAAUGAAUUCAGCAUUUUCUUUUCCAUUGCAGCUUAUUAGACAACUGGUUAUGUGUUGAAGGAUGGCCGUUUAUUACAAUUAAUGAAUGUUGCAGCUUGAUUGGUUAGUUUGUGGAAGAAUGACACCAGCAUAGAUUUGGUCCAGUUGUACCGGUACCCUUUUACUGCACACAGCAACGUGUAUUUUUGUUUUCACGUUACACCAAAGACUCGAAGUAUCCUAGCUUUCAGUCAUUGUUCACAAAGCUCCUAACUGCAUCUCAACCUCCACCUCAACAUCUUCCUUCCCAGUUCCAGCUUGUCUGGGGUUCAUUUUCCAGACCACUUUUAUUUUAAUCCAAUCCUUCCUGAGUUUUAUUUGCUUCAAAUUUGAGAUGAAACCGCAUCAAAGAAUUGCCUUUAACUUGUCACAAAAAUGGCAGUAUCAUUGAGAGACUCCAUGGUUCAAAAUGGGAAUGCAGUCUUUUUACAAUUUGAGACAGAAGAGUACUGUUGGGGUAGAAUGGAGGAAGCUUUAUUCUCUUGCUAACUAUGCUACACUUGGCCAGAAAGUACUUGAUUCAGAUUUUGGGUACACAAUUAGGGAAAAUUCCAAAUUUCAGCACUUACUUCUUGAGCAAAGAACAAGGAACAAAGAAAAUUACAGCACAGGAAAAGGCCCUUUGUCCCACCAAGCCUGCACCAAUCCAGAUCCUCUAUCUAAACCUACAUUCCAAGGAUCUGUAUCCCUCUACUCCCUGCCCAUUCAUGUAUCUGUCUAGAUACAUCUUAAAUGACACUAUCGUGCCUGCCUCUACCACCUCCGCUAGCAAUGCGUUCCAGGCAUCCUCCACCUUCUGCGUAAAGAACUUACCACGCAAAUCUCCCUUAAACUUUUCCCCUCUCACUUUGAAAUCGUGACCCCUAGUAAUUGAGUCCCCCACUCUGGGGGAGAAAGCUUCUUGCUAUCCAGCCUGUCUAUACCUCUCAUGAUUUUGUAGACCUCAGUCAGGUCCCCCCUCAACCUAUGUCUUCUAAUAUAAAUAAUCCUAAUUCUUCUCAACCCCUCUUCAUUGCUAGAGCCCUCCAUACCAGGGAAAUCCUGGUGAACCUCCUCUGCAUCCUCUCCAAAGCAUCCACAUCCACAUGUGGCAACCAGAGCUGUAUGCAGCAUUACAAGUGUGGUUGAACCAAAGUCCUAUACAACUUUAACAUGACCUGCCAACUUUUGUACUCAGUACCACGUCCAAUGAAUUGAAGGCAUGCAAUAUGCCUUCUUGACCACCCUAUUGACCUGCAUUGUCACCUUCAGGGAACAAUGGACCCAAACACCCAGAUCUCUCUAUGCAUCAAUUCCCCACCCCCCAGGGCUUUUCCAUUUACCAUAUAGUUCAAUCUUGAAUUGGAUCUUCCAAAAUGCAUCACCUCGCAUUUGCCUGUAUUGAACUCCAUCUGCUAUUUCUCCGCCCAACUGUCCAAUCUGUCUAUAUUCUGCUGCAUUCUCCAACAGUCCCCUUCACUAUCUGCUACUCCACCAAUCUUAGUGUCAUCUGCAAACUUGCUAAUCAGACCAUCUGUACCUUCCUCCAGAUCAUUUAUGUAUGUCACAAGAGUCUAGGAAAAACAAUAAAGCCAAAUAAAUUUUUAAAAAUUUCACAAUCUCACUUUUCUAAAUUAUUGUAAUGCUGAGUGUAAAUAAGCAUUUUGCAGCUGUAGGAAAGUUGAUGUAAUUUGGAUGGAGAAACUGCUAUUAUUAUAUCUUUAAUCAAAAUGUUUGUUAAGCAAUUUACUCAUGCUUCAGGGUUUAAAAGGGCUUGAUAGCUCUGUUGACAGUGUAACAAGUAGUCAAGCUCUAUUGUGGAUCCCUAAUACUCAAGAGUUUCAGAUAUUCUCUACUGUAUAUUUUCAGAAAAUAAAACAAGCCCUGGACCAUUUUUUUUCUGUAUUUAAACAACAUAUCUUUAUUUUAUUAUUGCUAAUUUGUUCAAUAUUUCUUGUAAAAAGGUAAAUUAAUGUUUAUGUAGUUGAGUGGAAACUGUCCUCGAUUAUAACUAAACUGGUUAUGCAACAUGCUUUCAACUCAAAUUUCACCAAGCAGUAAAUUAUUUUUUUAAAGGCAGUGCAAGUUUUCAAUCAUUAUGUUUAAAGUAGUUAACUAUAUUUAAUAUGCAAGCAUAAUUUUAA
Molecule: messenger RNA, 4919 nt
Organism: Stegostoma tigrinum
Lineage: Eukaryota; Metazoa; Chordata; Chondrichthyes; Orectolobiformes; Stegostomatidae
Product: progressive ankylosis protein homolog B-like
Exons: 12
Coding region: 382-1854 (490 amino acids)
Biological process (GO): phosphate ion transmembrane transport
Cellular component (GO): membrane
Molecular function (GO): phosphate transmembrane transporter activity
Source: RefSeq, a predicted model, not a curated record